GGAAAUCUCCGACCGUUAGCUUUGCGUUGAUUGGCUAGUUUGGCCCCAUCGCUCACAGUGCUAACGGCAGGCAGCUGGCCCCAGCUUGGUAACGACUCGAGCCGUCUUGAAGAACAGUCGAGAAUAACGUUAGGCGAGAAAUCAUGCCUCGUGUGUAUAUUGGACGACUGAGCUAUCAUGUCCGCGAAAAAGACAUCCAACGAUUUUUCAGCGGAUAUGGAAAGCUCAUGGAAAUCGAUUUGAAAAACGGGUAUGGAUUCGUGGAGUUCGAGGAUAACCGGGACGCCGACGAUGCCGUGUACGAGCUCAACGGAAAGGAGCUGUGUGGGGAGCGGGUGAUCGUCGAACAUGCCCGGGGCCCGCGGCGAGACCGAGAUGGCCAUAGUGGGGGUUACGGGGGUGGUGGGCGCAGUAGCGGUUACAGCAGCCGGAGCCGUUCUGGCAGGGAUAAGUAUGGACCUCCAGUCCGUACCGAGUACCGUCUAAUCGUGGAGAACUUGUCCAGCCGCUGCAGUUGGCAGGACCUCAAGGACUUCAUGCGUCAGGCAGGAGAGGUGACUUAUGCAGAUGCGCACAAGGAACGCACAAACGAGGGUGUGAUUGAGUUUCGAUCCCACUCAGACAUGAAGAGGGCCAUUGACAAGCUGGACGGUACAGACAUCAACGGACGGAAGAUUCGUCUGGUGGAGGACAAACCUCGCAAACGAAGGUCUUACUCUGGCAGCCGCUCAAGAUCUCGUAGUCACCGCCGCUCCCGCAGUAGGAGCCGCAGAAGCAGGAGCUCCAGGAGUCGCUCCAGAUCCCACUCCAGGUCUCGUUCCCAUAGCAACAAAAGACGCCGCCACUCCCGCUCCAGAUCUGGAAGGAAGUCUCGCUCCAAGUCAGGAGAAAGCAAAUCGCGAUCUCGCAACCGCAGGUCCCGUUCGCAUUCCUGUAAAUCUAAAUCUCGUUCACGCUCCCACAAAUCCCAGUCCCGUUCAGCCGACCGGAAGUCGAAAUCCCGCUCAAAGAGUCAUUCAAAGGUGAAGUCAGAGCGGGAUUCUCGCAGUAGAUCCAAGGAUAUGUCUGGUCACAAGAAGUCCCGCAGUCGUUCAGCUUCCCCCAUGGAGAACGGGAUAGGAGAGCGUGUCGCCAAAUCUCCUUGCCGCUCCCCAUCCCCACACGAAGAAGACCGCCGAUCUAAAUCCAGGGAGAAACGUUCAGCCUCCCGCUCAAAGUCCCGCUCAAGGUCUCACUCACGGUCUAGAUCAGCUUCUCAGAAUUAGAGAAAUCCGAAAAAGGAGGCAUUGUUGAGCUUGAUCCCUAUGCUGUACAUAAUGAGCAGUGUUGUCAUACUGGCUUAUGCUUCCUUGCUUGUUUACUUUUUCUCCCAAGUGUGCACUUGUCUUAAAGGUGUUUAAGAUUCAGUUUUAUUAGAGGAUGCACCACAGUGAGGGCUACCUAUUGGAAUAAUUUUGGUCAAAAAAUCACAUCUUCUUCCUUAUUUUCAAAAACUGAAGUGCUAGUCUUAAAAUAUUUAGACCUGCAACCUGAGAUGGUUCAAGUUAGUGUCCCAAAUAAUUCAAUUUGAUUGGUAAACUGUAGGUAUGUCACACCAACCAGUUUGUUUGAAUCAAAAACUGUUGCUUAGCGAAAGUUGAGUUGUCUUUAUUUUAUUAAUGCAUUUCAGUUUGCAACGGAUCUUAUUUGGUUGGUAGGUAUAUACCACUUACUAGCAUUGUUUAGUGUCCCUAGUCCAUAUGUCUGGAGCGUCCCUCAACCAUUGGUUGAUGCAACUGUUUUUCAUGCUCAUUGAAACUGCGUGGUUGUGGGAGAAAAGUAGCAUUUGGCUACAGCCUUGGAGCGGUUUCCCUUUUUUGAACUGCAGUCUCAAUUGCUUUCUAAAGGAAUAGGCCAAUCUUAAUGUCUUGCGGCAUUCUAAAAUGCACAACUGGGAUGCAAGAACUUGUACUGCAGAACUGCAUAUUUACAAAAAAAAGGGUUUGUAUUUCAUGUUUGAACUUGCAUUGUAGGUGGACUAUAAUUAUGAUCCCUUUUUUAACCUCUUGUACAUAGACCGUGUGAUUAGCAUUGAACUGAUUUCUUCCUUUUUGUUGCUAUCGAUAUUUGGGUUUUUUGUAACCUUGAGCAGGUAAAUUGUGGAAGACCCUUUUUACUUUCUAGAUUUCUGUUUACGUCGAGCUUCGAGGCCUCAAAUGUCCCGUUUUUCUCGCCUUUCCUGAUUCGUUCUGAUUGCCCCCCUGAGUCAUUUUCAGUUUGUAUUUCAUCUGUUUUUCUGCAAGCUUAAUAAGGGUUUUGUCAAGCCUAUGCUCAUUUAAAAUGUGCAGCUAGCACUGGAGGUUUUGUACUUGCAAGGUACAUCAUUAAAAUCUCUGGAGGGUCUGUUUGUGGGUUCAUAAAGACCACCAUCAGACUGACUGAAUGCACCCCCCUCUCUCCAUCUUGUGGAACACUUUUUUUUUUUUUCUUUCCUCCAUGCUAAUGAGAUCUAACAGAAAAUUGUGCUUUUUUAUUGUAUGUUCAAUUAAAGAUCUUAAUGAAAAAA
Sander lucioperca (pikeperch) is the source of this 2545-nucleotide messenger RNA. Its product is annotated as serine/arginine-rich splicing factor 6-like. The record is from RefSeq and is a predicted model, not a curated record. Bases 144 to 1265 code for a protein of 373 amino acids. Gene Ontology annotation, biological process: mRNA splice site recognition; alternative mRNA splicing, via spliceosome. The transcript has 6 exons. Lineage: Eukaryota; Metazoa; Chordata; Actinopteri; Perciformes; Percidae. Gene Ontology annotation, molecular function: mRNA binding. Gene Ontology annotation, cellular component: ribonucleoprotein complex; cytoplasm; nucleus.